AUUUUAUUUUAUUUUUUUAUUUUCUAUUUUUUAUUUUUUACCAAACAUUAAAGAAGAAAAGAAAAAUGUCAUAUAAUCAGCCUUAUGGAGGUGGAUAUAAUCAAAAUCAUGGAGGUGGUGGAUACCAACAAGGUGGAUACCAACAAGGGGGAUACCAACAAGGUGGAUAUCAACAAGGUAGUUAUCAACAAGGAGGUUAUCAAGCAGCUGCCAGACCACCACCACCACCACCACCAGCAGCACAGCAACAACAGACACAAUCACCUUAUAUUGGAUAUAGUAGACCCGCACCACCACCACCUAAUACUGGAUAUCCUCCCCAACAAAGCUAUGGUAGACCGCCACCACCCCCUCCUUCAAGUCAGCCUUUAGGCCCACCACCAGGAGCUGACCCUCAGCUUUGGAGUUGGUUCACAGCUGUAGAUACUGAUCAUUCAGGUCAACUUUCAGUACAUGAACUUCAGCGUGCCUUAGUAAAUGGAGAUUGGAGUCCAUUUAAUAUCGAAACAGUUCGCACAAUGGUUAAUAUGUUCGAUAAAGAUAAUAGUGGUACGAUUGACUUUCAUGAGUUUGCUGGAUUAUGGAAAUAUAUUGAGGACUGGAAAAGAUGUUUUCAAACUUUUGACGCUGAUAAUUCAGGAAACAUUGAUUAUAGUGAAAUGAGUAAGGCGUUAAAGACUUUUGGUUAUAAUUUAUCGGAUCAGUUUGUUCGCGUUUUAGUGCAGAAAUUUGAUAAAUACGGCAACGGCAAUAUCACCUUUGAUAAUUUUGUUCAAGCAUGUGUUACAGUUAAAACACUUACAGAUUCUUUCAGACAAUUCGAUACAGAUAACGAUGGUUGGAUUCAAAUUAAUUAUGAACAGUUUUUGGAAUUAGUCAUUCGUCAGCGUUCUUAAAUAAUAAAAUUAUAUGUAG
Cokeromyces recurvatus is the source of this 915-nucleotide messenger RNA. RefSeq lists its product as uncharacterized. NCBI's taxonomy places the organism in Eukaryota, Fungi, Mucoromycota, Mucoromycetes, Mucorales, Mucoraceae. Gene Ontology annotation, molecular function: calcium ion binding. The transcript has 5 exons. The record is from RefSeq and is a predicted model, not a curated record. Bases 66 to 896 code for a protein of 276 amino acids.